Molecule: messenger RNA, 1970 nt
Organism: Centruroides sculpturatus (bark scorpion)
Lineage: Eukaryota; Metazoa; Arthropoda; Arachnida; Scorpiones; Buthidae
Exons: 4
Coding region: 96-1871 (591 amino acids)
Source: RefSeq, a predicted model, not a curated record
CUUUCUUGAAGCUCGCGGUAUUGAUAAUCUGUGUUAUAUUCUUAUGGAAUGUUUAUAUAUAUUUCAUCGAAUGGAGUUUCUUUUAUACACAUUUUAUGUCUAUGGAAGAUCAAUUGUCGACUUCUUCAUCGUGCGAUAUACCCGUGCCGGAUCCUUUUGAUGAAUCGAUUAUGAAAUACGUAGUAGUAAAAGAGCCUCUAAAAUGUAAAUUCAUUCAACCCGAUCUAACUUACUUAGAUUACGAUGGAGUACUUCAUCUAAAUCAGUCGUCUGUGGCCGGUCAUCAUCUAGAAGAUGAUUUAAGCUGUCGUUAUUCGACUUUCGCGCGGAGUUCCAUUGAUGAUGAUAAUUUAGUUUACGAUCCCGAAAAGGUAUUAUAUGGAGAAGAGAAGAUCCUAGAAGGAAGAGAAUUUGUGGCUGUUAACUGCAGCUAUAAAGGAAAACUUAUAUAUCGAAAUUAUCACGCCUAUGUGCCUAAAAAGAAAACGGGAAUCAAAAUUAAUAACAAUACGAAUGCCUUCAAACCUCAGGUGUUCAUACUAGUAAUCGAAUCGAUGUCCAGAUUAAAUAUGAUUCGUAAUAUGCCGAAAACCUACUCCUAUCUCACGGAUAACAUGAAAGCUGAGAUUCUAAAAGGAAUGACAAAAGUAGGAGACAAUAGUUUUCCAAAUAUGGUACCAUUUUUAACUGGUCGAAAAGUGGGGAUGUCAAAGCAAGAAUUCCCGGGAAAAGAUUGUUCGGGACCGUUUGAUGAUUGGCCAUUUAUUUGGAAGAAUUAUUCCAAGGCAGGGUACGUAACAGCACUAACUGAAGAUAAUCCGGAAUUUACUCUUUUCAAUUAUAUAUCUAAAGGUUUUCUUAAACAGCCCACGGACUUUUAUCCUCGCCCUUUAUGGCUAGGUUUAUUCCAGUCUCCUUUAUUAAAGAUGAGUUCUGAUUUCUGCCUUGGAAGUGUUACAAGUUAUCAGAUUCUUUUCAAUUGGAUAAAAGAAUUCGUCAUCAAGCAUCGCGAAGAACUUUACUUUCUGUUUUCUUUUUACAUCGCCAUCGCACACAAUGACUUUAAUGAAGCCCAAUUUCUGGAUAAUGAUGCUUACAAUUUAUUGAAAGACCUUAAUGAAAAAGGAUAUUUUAAGAAUGCCAUCGUCGUUGUUAUGGGGGACCACGGAAGUAGAUUUGGAAAAGCAGCAAUUACUUCGAUUGGUCGAGUAGAAGAACGAAUGCCUUUAUUUUCUAUUACUCUUCCGUCCACUCUCGAAGACCAACAUCCUCAUUUGAGAACGUAUUUAAAGAGAAAUUCGGAUCGCCUGACCACGUGGUUUGAUGUCCAUUCUAUGUUAAUGGAUAUUAUGACGUCGACGUAUAAACCAAUAUCGCCUACUCAUAUUUGGAACAGUAGAGGAUAUAGCCCUUGGAGGAUGAUGAUUCCUACUAAAAGGACUUGCGAAAAAGCGGGGAUUCCAGAAAAUUACUGCGUGUGUGAAAAGGAAAUUAAAAUACCGCCCACUGAUCAGAGGUGUUUGGAAGCGGCCAAUAAAUUGGUGCAGCAUUUGAAUCAGAUUUUGGAACCUGUUAAACUGCUGUGUGCCCAACUUUCAUUAAGAAAUAUUUCCAAAGGAAAGGUAUUAAUGCCAAGUAAAUCGACUGCUUAUAGAAGAGGCUACGCAUUUAACAUUCGUGUCUUAAUUUCUGUGAAACCGAGCGAAGCCAUAUUGGAAGCACUCUUACAGAAGACUGCGUGGUCUACCGAAUUUAAGGUAAUUGGUGACGUCAGUCGACUUAACAAAUACGGUAACCAAUCGUCGUGCAUUCAACACAGGGAACUCAGAAAGUUCUGUUAUUGUAAUAAUCAAUUUACACAUAAAAAGUAAUGAAAAUUUCAAUAUAUUUUCUUUAAGUCGAGUAAUUUAUUAAAUUAAAUUUAUUAUUAUUAUAGUAAUUAAAAUAUUUUUAUUAAAAUAUGAAAUAUU